Messenger RNA from Aethalodelphis obliquidens (Pacific white-sided dolphin), 3365 nucleotides. It is a transcript of the gene ZFYVE27, whose product is annotated as zinc finger FYVE-type containing 27. The record is from RefSeq and is a predicted model, not a curated record. Lineage: Eukaryota; Metazoa; Chordata; Mammalia; Artiodactyla; Delphinidae. The transcript is spliced from 12 exons. Gene Ontology annotation, biological process: neurotrophin TRK receptor signaling pathway; protein localization to plasma membrane; positive regulation of axon extension. Gene Ontology annotation, molecular function: metal ion binding. The coding region runs from base 160 to 1383 and encodes 407 amino acids. Gene Ontology annotation, cellular component: growth cone membrane; endoplasmic reticulum tubular network.
GAGGCGGCGGAGGUUCUCAGUACUGCGACUUCAGAGAGGCCUUGGGAAGAGGCGCGUCGUGGUGGGGCGGGCCUGAGGAAACGCGCCGGGGUCCGGUGGCCCUAUCAGUGCCUCCUGGCCGUCCCCGCCCCUUCCCCACCGUCGCAGCGACCGCUUAGGAUGCAGACCUCAGAGCGAGAGGGGUGUGGGCCAGAGGUGAGCCCCAGCAUGGUCCCCGAGGCUCCCCUGGAGUCUCCAACUGCUCCUGCCAAGUCCCCGGCGUUUGAUCUUUUCAACUUGGUUCUGUCCUACAAGAGGCUGGAGAUCUACCUGGAACCUCUGAAGGAUGCAGGUGAUGGUGUCCGGUAUUUGCUCAGGUGGCAGACACCAUUGUGUUCCUUGCUGACCUGCCUGGGCCUCAACAUCUUGUUCCUCACCUUGAAUGAGGGUGCAUGGUACUCAGUGGGUGCCCUGAUGAUUUCCGUGCCCGCCCUGCUGGGCUACCUUCAGGAAGUCUGCCGGGCACGGCUGCCCGAGUCUGAGCUGAUGCGGAGGAAGUAUCAUAGCGUGAGGCAGGAGGACCUUCAGAGAGUUCGCCUGUCUCGCCCCGAGGCCGUAGCUGAGGUGAAGAGCUUCUUGAUCCAGCUGGAGGCCUUCCUGAGCCGCCUGUGCUGCACUUGUGAAGCCGUCUACCGCGUGCUGCACUGGGAGAACCCCACCGUGUCCUCACAGUUCUAUGGGGCUCUUCUGGGCACGGUUUGCAUGCUGUAUCUGCUGCCGCUGUGCUGGGUCCUUGCCCUUUUAAACAGCACACUCUUUCUGGGAAAUGUGGAGUUCUUCCGAGUGGUGUCUGAGUAUAGGGCAUCUCUGCAGCGGCGGAUGAACCCCAAGCAGGAAGAGAGUGCCUUUGAGAGCCCGCCACCGUCGGAUGCCGGGGGGAAGGGCGCUCUGCCGGACUGCACACCUGCACCUGCACCCACGCCCACAGAGGACCUCACGCCAGGCAGUGUGGAGGAGGCUGAGGAGGCCGAGCCUGACGAGGAGUUUAAAGAUGCAAUUGAGGAGGAUGACGAGGGGGCCCCGUGCCCGGCAGAGGAUGAGCUGGCCCUGCAGGACAACGGGUUCCUGAGCAAGAACGAGGUGCUGCGCAACAAGGUGUCGAGGCUCACGGAGCGGCUUCGCAAGCGGUACCCGACCAACAACAUCGGGAGCUGUACGGGCUGCUCGGCCACCUUCUCAGUGCUGAAGAAGAGGCGGAACUGCAGUAACUGUGGAAACAGCUUCUGCUCUCGGUGCUGCUCCUUCAAGGUACCCAGGUCCUCCAUGGGGGCCACAGUAACAUACGCUUAUUCUAGAAGAUUUGGGAAUUACAGAAGAAGAAGGAAGAGAAAAAUAAUCUUGUAAUCUUACCACCCAGAGAUAAUAACCACUGUUAAAACAUUCUGGAAAAUUUUUUUCUGGUAUUUUAUUUAAAAAACAUUUUUAAAGGUAUUCUUUUGGUGCUAAAAUAAUUUCUAAUGCAUAGAACAUCUGGGUGAGGCCUGCUGUUGGUAUGGUCACCCCCAAAGCCCCCAGUUCCCAUGGAAAGAGAAUUCUCUGAGGGCAGGCUGGUGAGCUGGGACAGCGAGCUUGUAGGCUGGGCGAUGGGUGGUCUGUGUGGGGAUUCGGGGAGUGGGGAGGAGGUUCUAGUGUUUGGGGCCAUGAGCCAGAGGGCACGAGGAAGCGUCUCACCAAGUUCUUCCUCCUUUUCAGCCCCUGAAGCCCAGAGAGAGACUGUGUUUGUGUGUGCCUCGUGUAACCAGACUUUGAGCAAGUGAGAAGAGGGCCCAGGGUCCAAGUGGGCGCCUGUCCCUGGGGCCAGCAGUAGACCCCGCUCUCCCCACCCUUAGCCCCAUGUGGCAUGUGCUGGGCAAAUGUGGCCUGAAUGCUAGGUAGGCUUCCCCUUCCUGCCCUUGCUGACUCCAGCCAGGUUCUGGAGCUGUUCUCCACUCCUACGGAUGGCCAGUAGUGGUUGCUCUCAAACAAGGACUGGAGUGUUUGCCCUGCUCUGCUCUGGGCUGUUAGUGGACUCAGGGUUAGGCAGGGAAUGUAAGUUAGAGGGCAGCAGUGAUCCAGGCCUGGUCUCACCUGGGAUCAGGGUGUCCCUGCAGGCCUGGGAAUUCUAGAAGACUGGAGGUCAGAGAUUGGGAAAAGAGAUUCUUCCCCUGCUGGAUAUUGGGCCAAGCCCUUGCCCUUUGAGAGCCUGCAGAGGGCUUGCACAUGUCCCAAUUCUGUUCGAAUGUCCCUUCAGGCAUCAGGACCUCAUCAUUUCCCCACCAGAGGGUGUGGUGAGGGCUAUCAAGACCAAAAGUACUUCUAGAAACAGGGUUGAAGUUCCCAAAUUCCCCCAGAGGAGGACGUGUCUAGGAGGGCCUGGUAGAAUCCUUCAGUGUUAAGCAGAGCAAAACGGGCACCCCAGCAGCUCAGAGGGCCUCAGCCCCACCUUGCAGGGACCUUGACUUACAGAAUCUCAGCCCACAUGUUAUUCUGGUCUUUUCAGCUCUGCCCGGUAGAUGCUGGGCACUCAGAUCACUCCUGCUUCCUGUGUUCAGAGCCUUGGGCACCCCUUCUCUGGCCUAGAGCUACAAUUCCCCUCCCUGGCCCCUUGUCCCAUGGAGUGUGAGACCAGGAAGCAGAGCAGAGGUCCUGAAGCCCUCAACCUUUGGGGGCCUGAGAAGUGUAGGAUCUCGCUGGGCUGGGUCUCAGAUUCCAGGGCUGUUCUCCAGCAGGACAGCAGUUAUGGGAUAAGGCCACUUGGGGUCCCUAUCCCCUCUCCAACAAUUUCACAUUCACUCUGGGCUUCUAGGGGCACAGUGUCUCUCCCGAAGCCAUGAGCAGGCUCAGGCACCCCUUCCCUCCCCAGGAGCUUCCCUGCCUUUUUGAAGUAUUUAUUUAUUUAUUGCAUGGUUCCCGGGAACAUGUGGCACAAGGAAUGGGAUAAAGAGGACGGGGGCUUCUCCUACCCUAGGAUGCUUCCCUGAACUCAUGGGCUGCCUGGGACUCAGAACCCUGGGAGGCGGAGACGUUUCUAUACCCUAAGCAGGGACACAAGGUGGCAGGUUGGGGAGACAAGGAUCAUCCUAGGCCAGCUUUCCCUCCAGGCCAACCAGUCUAGGAGCCAGGGGACUUCUCCAGGCCAAGUGGGGCAAGUCCCUGGGGAACCAGGCGGGCUUUGGUAGACCCCUUUCCUUGGGAUCCUGUGGAGAUAUGAGAGUUAAGGGUCCCCCUUCCUCGGGUCCUGUGGAGAGAUGAGAGUUAAGUGCUUGUGCUUUACUUACACUGGAGAGGAACUAAAAGGAUGUCUGUGUAUAUGGAGAAUUGUCAAUAAAAAGGCCUCAAGCUUCCUA